UCUAAACGCAUGCCUUCCAUCAAGAGGGUGGCCAUCAUCGGCGCCGGUCCAUCCGGCGCAAUAGCGCUCGACGCACUCGCCAAAGAGCAGGCGUUUGAUGUCAUUCGAGUGUUUGAGCGCAGAGAAGGCCCUGGAGGAUGCUGGAUCGGGGACUCGGUGGAACCUCCGCACCUCUCUGAUUUUAAGCGCCUCGCGGACCGGACGGCAGACCCUCCGGUUCCGAUCCCGGAGCACAUCCCAGCAUCCGGCGUCGCGGCCCCUGCGCAGCCGCGCUUCGCCGACUCGUCCAUCUACCCGUACCUGGAGACAAACGUCCAGGACCUGUCCAUGCAGUUCUCGCGGGAGCCGAUCCCGGCCGACAGGACCGAGCUGUCCGUCUCGCUCUACGGCCCGUCCACGCCGUUUCGUCAUUGGGAGGUGCUGAGACGCUAUGUCGGUGAUGUCAUCCAGGCCACGCCGGGACACGACGAGAUUGUGUCUUACGACACGACCGUCGAGCUGGCCGAGAAGGUCGGUGACGAGUGGCGGGUGGUCCUGCGCAAGCCGGACGCACACGGAGGAGAUCGCUGGUGGGACGAGACGUUUGAUGCUGUGGUUGUCGCCAGUGGCCACUAUAAUGUGCCGUACGUCCCUGAGAUCGAGGGGCUGGAGGAGAUGCAGCGGGCCAUGCCGGGGAGCGUUUUGCACAGCAAAUACUUCCGGGGUAGGGACCAGUUCAUAGACAAGCGAGUUGUGGUUGUAGGGGCAUCUGUCUCGGCAGCAGACAUUGCGUUUGACAUGGUCAAAGUUGCAAAAUCCCCCGUGCACGCCGUCGUUCUGGGCCACACCGCCAACGCAUACUUUGGCGACGAGGCGUUCCGCCAUCCAAAGAUACAGAUGCAGCCUUCGAUAGCCAGAGUCGAAGUCCCGCAUGACAGUCAGGGGGCCACCGUGUACUUUGUCGACGGCAUGUCGGUCAGCGGGGUCGAUUAUUUGAUAUUCGGCACGGGGUACAGUUGGACGCUGCCAUUCCUCCCGCAGAUCCAACCAAGAAAGAACCGCAUACCGGGUUUGUAUCACCACGUGGUUUGGCAACAGGACCCGACUCUGCUGUUCGUCGGGGCGGUCGGAGCAGGCUUGACGUUUAAGAUAUUCGAGUGGCAGGCCGUCCUGGCGGCGCGGAUCCUGGCCGGCAGGACCUCAAGGCCGCUGCCGUCACUCGCCGAGAUGCAGAGGUGGGAAGCCGACCGCAUCGAGGAAACUGGCGACGGGCCCAAGUUCACAGUCAUCCAUCCGCGCUUUGAAGAGUACUUUGAGACCUUGAGAGAACUGGCUGGAGACGGCGAGCCGGGGCUGGGUAGGACGCUACCAAAGUUCGACUCCAAGUGGCUCGGUGCAUUUAUGGACGGACAUGAGCUGAGGAAAGGGAUGUGGAAGCGAAUCAAUGACCAGGCUAGAGCCGAAAGCAGACCGAUACCGCGUCUGUAA
This is a messenger RNA of Pyricularia pennisetigena, 1467 nucleotides long. RefSeq lists its product as uncharacterized. The record is from RefSeq and is a predicted model, not a curated record. The transcript has 3 exons. Gene Ontology annotation, molecular function: N,N-dimethylaniline monooxygenase activity; flavin adenine dinucleotide binding; NADP binding. The annotation marks the transcript as partial. Lineage: Eukaryota; Fungi; Ascomycota; Sordariomycetes; Magnaporthales; Pyriculariaceae.